GCUCCGAGAUUUUACUCAGCAGGCGGCCCGCUUCAGCACCCCAAAUGAAGAGGGAGUCCAUCAGAGGCAUUUGUUCCCUUCCACUUUUUUUUGUUGAAACAUUUUCCUGCAAUCUGUGCGUAAGUGGGUGUGUCAAAUGUAGUGUAGGCUAGUGCUUGGGUAGCCUACGCACUCUGAAAAUAGGAAAAGUUCAUCAUGAGUUUAGUCUGAAAUCUACCGCGGACUACCAGGAUGGCUGUCUGGACACGAGCGGACAAAAAUGGUCAAUUAGACCUUUUGCUACGGGACCGCUGGAUUCGGGUAGCGGCCGAAUUGACCCGCGAGACUUUCACAUUAACGGCCGAAACAGAGAUAAGCGGACACGGGAACAACUUGGAUUACACCAAUUCAGCGGGCAUGCGGAAUGGAAUGUCUAACGGAAACGACCCGGGUUUAGCGUCGGGAAAUUCGAACCGUGGUCAAACCUCAAACCCAGAGCAACAUCCGAACCAUGGUGCGCUAGGACGAAGCGGUAGCCCAGCGCGCGGGGGCAUCAACCGGGGUCACUACGACGGUUUUAAUAGCCCCAGCUCUGGCAAGUAUAAUCGUGAUAAUGGUACGAACUCUGAUUUUGGCAGCCCGGGGUCCAGUUACGGUAGUCCUGGAUCUAGCUUCAGUUCCAGGCAUGGCGAAACUUCCAUCAAUUUAGAAUCCGGCGCAUCAGAAGCUGUGCGUAAAGUUAGAGUUGUAAAACAAGAGUCUGGCGGGUUGGGGAUCAGUAUCAAGGGGGGUCGGGAAAACCGAAUGCCCAUCCUCAUAUCCAAGAUCUUCCCCGGACUUGCAGCUGAUCAGAGUCGGGCUCUUCGGGUCGGCGACGCGAUCCUGUCAGUCAAUGGAAAUGACCUCAGGGAGGCUACGCAUGAUCUAGCGGUGCAGGCUCUAAAAAAGGCCGGGAAAGAGGUUACGCUUGAGGUUAAAUAUAUCAGAGAGGUUUCCCCACUGUUUAAGAAGCCCUCCUUGGUGUCAGACCUGCCGUGGGAUGGGGUGCAUCCUCAGUCCCCCAACUUCAGUGGCAGUGAGGACUCUGGGUCCCCCAAACACAGUGGGGCCAAGGACAGGAAGGUCAUCCUCCUCAAAAUGUGCUUUAUCAGCAGGAACUUGACCAUGCCUGACCUGGAGAACAGGCUCUUGGAGCUGCACUCUCCAGAUGGCCAGCACACGGUAGUGAUGCGCUGUAAGGAUGGCCCCAGCGCCCACUCCUGGUUCACAGCCAUCCACACCAACAUUGCUGCCCUGCUGCCCCAGACCCUGGCCCACAUCAACUCCUACCUGGGCUCCAGCACCACUGGGUCACACCCCCAACUCAAACACAUCAGCUGGCUGGCAGAACAGGUCCAGCUGGAUGGUGGGCGGCACCAGUUCCGACCAAUUGUCAUGGCACUGACAGAGAAAGAUAUCCUGCUGUUUGAAUCAGUGCCAUGGAACCGCGAAGCCUGGUCCACACCCAUGCUCACACACCCACUACUUGCCACAAGACUGGUGCACUCUGGCAGUGCCCGCAGUUCCCCGGCGCAGGGGGCAGACCUGGUGUUUGCCACUCGGACAGGUACAGGGCGGGGCAUCGAGUCCCAUGUGUUCCGGGUGGAGACACACUGGGACCUGUCCUCGUGGACCCGGGCCCUGGUGCAGGGGGCGCAUGCUGCCGCAGAACUCAUUAAGGAGGUCUCCAUUGGUUGCAUGCUGAACAGGCAGGACGUUCGCCUCAUACUGCACUAUGAGAAGGGCUUCACUGUGACCCGGGAGCCAGGAGAGUCUGCAGGGGGUGCUGUGCUCUUCAGAUACCCCUUCGAGAAGCUCAAGAUGUCUGCAGAUGACGGGAUCCGCAACCUCUAUCUGGACUUUGGAGGUCCAGAGGGUGAAAUGGUGUUUGACCUGCACUCUGGCCCCAAGCCCAUGGUGUUUGUUCUUCAUUCCUUCCUGUCUGCCAAACUGACUCGUCUGGGCCUGCUGACGUGAAGUGGGAAGAGGCUGGAGUCGGGAACAUAUGCAUAAAUAUUCUUAUUUUUACUAUGUAUCAUUCAUCACAGCCUUCCGAUGUACUUUUGGCUAUUUUCUAUGCAUGUACUCUGUUCUUGUCAGGCGAAUGUGUGAUUUUGUGAUAAACAGAGUACGACUUUGUUCAUAUGAGCAUGUGUCUAUUGGGUUUCCAAGUUGAUGACUGCGAGUGAGUGGCCUAGAGCAUACUGCCAGAUUGAAUGGGUUUAUACUUUUGCAUUUCUGUUGGCUUUAUAGAGUGCCUGUUACCCAAAAACUGAUUCUCUAGCACAUUAUCCAAAAUGACUGUUAUAAUCAGGAUUGCCAACUGUGCCUUGUUACAUGUAGUCAUAAAUGCUAUUUUUAGUGUGUGUGUAAAAGUAUUUUUUAUUUUGAAAAGGUAAUAGGUUUUAAAGCAAAGUAAGCUUUCAACAACAUGCACAGCAAUAGUAUUAUUCUUUUAUUGUUAACAUGCUAUUUCUGUACUGUUUUUCAGUUAAUUAUUUUGUAUGCAUAUCCUAUGUUUAGCAUGACUUGACUAUGAAAAUUUGAUGCUCUUUUUGAGCAUUUACAAAUCUAUGGCGUAAUGCCAGUGACCCCUGUCACCUGCCUCAAAGUCAACCUGCCCUCCAGUAGGCUAGUCACACUGCCAAACCAUUGUCCCAUGCUGCCUGAGAACACCACUUCCCUUUAUCAUUCCCUUCUGCAUUAGCCCUAAGCCAAUGCUUUCUAUUAAAGCUCAUGAGGUCAUA
This is a messenger RNA of Salvelinus fontinalis (brook trout), 2765 nucleotides long. RefSeq names its product syntrophin, beta 2 (gene sntb2). Gene Ontology annotation, molecular function: protein binding; structural molecule activity. Bases 232 to 1995 code for a protein of 587 amino acids. The transcript is spliced from 7 exons. Gene Ontology annotation, cellular component: dystrophin-associated glycoprotein complex; synapse; intracellular anatomical structure. NCBI's taxonomy places the organism in Eukaryota, Metazoa, Chordata, Actinopteri, Salmoniformes, Salmonidae. The record is from RefSeq and is a predicted model, not a curated record.